AUGAGAACCAGGCGCGCAGCAUGCGAGCCGUGCAGGAAAUCCAAACUCGCAUGCGAUCAUACGCAGCCAGUGUGCGCUCGCUGCAGAAGCGGCAAUAGACCACGCAGCUGCAUCUACAGGGCAGCCCCUUUCAAGAGGAAGACCCGAGCAAACUCAGGGCAAUCCUCACAGCAGCUAUUCACUCCUCCGUCCUAUCCCAGCAUUCCCAACAUCGACCACGCAGACUCAGCUGCUCCCGCGUCUCCGAUCACCCCUCCGAGCCGCUAUCCCAAUCCGGGGUAUAUUGGGUCGUCCAGUCAGGUUUCUAUCUUCAACCAUAUACCAUUGACAGAUAAUACCACUGGCACUGGUUUACGUGGUGAAAGACCACCUUCAACGAGCUCGCGGGUCCAGGCUGACGACGACCUCCUUGUUCAAAGAGGAGCGGAGGCCCUGAAAUGUCUUUUUAGUUCGUUCUCCCUUGAAUAUAUGAAAGAUCUGGUCAAAUUCUGGCUCGCAAAGGGUGCAAAUCUUUCCCUAGCUGGGGGCAUUGUACGCCAUUGCAUCGACAAUAUCGACCUUCCACUGCCUAUACGUAUACCUACUUCACCACCAGACUGGCAUAUCCAAAACGCGAAAUACCUCCUGCUCAAUUCAAGUCGUCCAUUAGAAGUGAAUCCUUCUUCCACCUUCUCCGAGUUCUGUGACCAGUUCAUAAACCAGAAUGCCCGCUGGGAGACAAUAGGGAUCUUCCUCUCAGCUGUAACCCGCGCCGCUAUAGAAACACGUUUCUUCCCAUCCCUAUACACAGAUGAGGAAACCAGGUACACCUUGACGAAACUGUGCACAAGAGCAGCAGACUACGCACUCGAAAUCUCCCUCUCAUUGGACAUUCUAAACGAUCUCCAGCUCUUUCUUCAGUACGAGAACUGGAUCGUGCAUACUUAUGUCCACGGGGACUACAGCUACCACUCAUGGCGCAAACUCGGCGACGUAAUCGCCUCAAUCUACGCACGCGGAUACCACGAAAGGCUGAACAGCGACCUCGCCGCACCGACGUUCCUCAGAGAACUACGCAAGGCCCUUUUCGCGCGUGUAUACUCGGGCGACAAGAACGUGGCGAUAUUCGUGGGUCGGCCGCCGCGCAUGAACAAGUAUUUCUGUUAUUUUCAGAUCCCGUCGUGUCCAGCGGGUGAGGAUAUUGGGUUGCUCUCUGCGAAUGGGACGGAUCAAGCGGAGGAUGUUUGGCAGUGGAAUCCUGAUACGAAGGCGAGUUUUAUGGCUGAGUCGCGAUGGAGUGCGCUGUGUGCUAAAUUGAAGGAGGACAUACUAUAUCUUCAGCGAGAAAGGGAUGAUGCUGUAUUCCCUGAACGGGUGUCGGAGAUAAAAGCAAUGGCUGAGAAACAUUUCUCGUCUCUCCCAAUACACUUCCAACACCACGGCACCUUAAGGAAGCGAGUCCAUGGCCCAUUCGAAAGAGACUUCAUUGCUGCCGUACGGCUGAACCACCUGCAUGUCCUGUUCUUGCUUAGCCUGCUGGAACUCAGGACACCGGCUGAGCCAGGCUUCGAGAUUAUUGAGAUCGCAGAAGAGAUGGCACUCAUUGUUGUCGACCUGAUUCUGCUACGUGAUCAGAUCGUCAACUCAGGGACGAGUCUUGUGUGGAAGAUAGCACAUUACGGCCUCCCAGCCGCAGGAAUCCUCCUCCUCGCUAUGCUCUCGCAGCGCUCUUCCUCAAAUGACCCGCCGCCACCCCAGCCUAAAGUCCUACAACAUCUCACCAUCCUCGCCGCAGAACUACAAGCCGGGUCAAUAAUCCAACCGCGCGAGCCGAACUACGAGCUCAUGAUGAAGGCAACGCAGACAAUCCAGAUUUUUCUAGAUUCUGUAGCUGCCGAUGCUUGGCAUGGUUCCAGCCACCUAUCUCCUGGGGAUAUGGAGCAGAUGGGAGCUAAUGGCUGGGCUGGUUUAUCAGGGCAGAAUGCCCUCGAUUUUGAGAUUGGGUUUUGGCAGGAGUUGGCUGAGCAUCCUCUGUUGAGUUUAGAUUUAUAA
Messenger RNA from Aspergillus puulaauensis, 2031 nucleotides. RefSeq lists its product as uncharacterized. NCBI's taxonomy places the organism in Eukaryota, Fungi, Ascomycota, Eurotiomycetes, Eurotiales, Aspergillaceae. Gene Ontology annotation, molecular function: zinc ion binding; DNA-binding transcription factor activity, RNA polymerase II-specific. Bases 1 to 2031 code for a protein of 676 amino acids. The record is from RefSeq and is a predicted model, not a curated record. Gene Ontology annotation, cellular component: nucleus. Gene Ontology annotation, biological process: regulation of DNA-templated transcription. The transcript has 5 exons.